Messenger RNA from Gekko japonicus, 1064 nucleotides. RefSeq names its product transmembrane protein 238 (gene TMEM238). NCBI's taxonomy places the organism in Eukaryota, Metazoa, Chordata, Lepidosauria, Squamata, Gekkonidae. Bases 474 to 830 code for a protein of 118 amino acids. The transcript has 2 exons. The record is from RefSeq and is a predicted model, not a curated record.
AUGGGGGAGAGUGGCACUGGGCGCCCGGAGAAUUCCAGGCUUCUCAGGGGAAGGUAGAGUUAAUUCCUCCGAUACCUGUUUUGGUCCCUCCCCUCUAGAACUGGUUGGACGGCUUUGCCAGGUCUCUUCCCCGGGGCCGCUCCUUCUCUUCCUUCUCUGGACCUGGGGAGGCCCUUCACCUUUUCCCCCUCCUUUUCUUUCUUUCUUUUUUUGAAACCAACUAACAAGGCUUUGUCUGUGGGUCCUACGCAGGCCCUCUCCCCCUCCUUUCUGAAAUUGCCUCUUUGGUUACCUCUGGGACCUGCUCUUUUGUCCCCUACCCAGGUUAGCUAGCCUCCCCCCCCCUCUCUCUCCCUCUCCCCCCCUCUGUCUCACCUCCAGCCUGUCUAAUCUCACUCUCUCAGCCUGCAUCUCACCCCUCCAAACCAGGUGCUGAAGAAAGGUGCUCACGCACCCACUGGCCCCCCCAUCCCAUGGGGUCUUCUGGACUGGGCCGUUGUCGGCUGGCAUUGGUCUUUGCAGUGCUCAUGGACGCUGCGGGCACAGGAGCCCUCCUGACGGGCAUCUUUGCCCGGCUACGCCUCCGAGGCCGGGAUUUUGGGGACCUUUUGAUAUACUCGGGUGCAGUGCUGGUGUUUCUGAGCCUGCUGGGCUGGAUCAUGUGGUACACGGGCAACAUUGAGAUCGCCCCUGAAGAGCUGGCGAGGGACUACGGCGCCAAGGGAGGCACGCUGGCCCGGCUCGCCAGGAAGAUCUCACGGACUUGGUCUCGGCGCCAGAGCAGUGGGCUGGCCAUGAGGACGGUGUCGAGCAGCCGGGAAGCAGCGUAAAGGUGACCACCCACACCAAGUUUUGUGGUUAACAGAAGGAGCUUGUAUGAAGGAUGGAUGAACUCGCCAGCACGGAUGAUGUUAUUCUGCCAGUACCGGAGCUGACCUUUGGCCCACCGAAUACCAAACCAGAUUGCGGGACGCCUCUCUCCCCAGUCUGACCUGAAGCCACGCCCCCUCCGCAACAAGGAUUUUUUUGUGCGAAUUCUGCUUUGCAAUUUCAAAAACCUUUCU